CAUUAUAAAGUUCAUUUCAGAAUCAAAUAUCCACCAACUUCGCCAAUCCCAACGUUCCUUCUUCCCUAACCAUGUCCUUUUGGCCCAAUAAUCCUUCUCCCCAAAUGGGUCCUCAGGGUGUCGUUUCCAUGGAUCUGGAGGAGGUUGCAGUGGAAGUACAGAGAGAGGUGACUCGGAGGAUGGAUGAGUCAGCAAGGGCUGAUUUCGUUGCAUAUGUGGACAAGGUGAGGGAGCGCACCAUGCUUAUCACAAUGAAACGGGACUUGCUAGCCCAGGAAGCGUCCAAGGCUAAAUUUGCGGACGAGUUCAUGGUUUUCCUCGGAGCGAUUGACAGCGGAGAUCUCGAGACUCUCCAGCGUUUCGACGAGAAAGAUAUGAAAAAUACUAUUUUGACAAUGAUGGACGGUGACCCCGGCGAUGAGGGAGUACUUGAAUGCUUUUACGGAGACGAGGUUUCCAAAAUCGGAUUGGGACCGCUGGGUUUUGAAGAAAAAGUUGCCACGGAUGUAAUCGUAGCCAGUAGUGGCGGCGAGAAAGGAGGAUUUGCCGGCGGCGAAUACGAGCGCGUGGGAGCCAUGGUUGAUGCUGUUGAGAAACCAAACGGUGACGGCGAUGAUGCCAGAAGCGCCGGUGAGCAGGGUGGCAGCUGCUGCAAGAAGAGUGAUGGGUUCUAAUAAUUAGCAAUUGCAUUUAUACGCAAAAGCUACACGGUGUGUUUAGAAUUCCCAGGUUGCUUUCAUCGUUGAUGAAUGUUUACGGUUUAUGGUUUGUAAUAAUUGGUUUAUAAUCUAUGAGUCGUUGCUGGAACAAUGUGUUUAUGUUUGCAGCACGGUGGUUACAGAGCUUUCGUGCUAGUUUUUAUUAAAUGGAAAAGAUAUUUUAGAAUAAAUAUUGAGAUUUGAAUCCA
This is a messenger RNA of Hibiscus syriacus, 907 nucleotides long. RefSeq lists its product as uncharacterized. The transcript is spliced from 4 exons. NCBI's taxonomy places the organism in Eukaryota, Viridiplantae, Streptophyta, Magnoliopsida, Malvales, Malvaceae. The record is from RefSeq and is a predicted model, not a curated record. Bases 72 to 674 code for a protein of 200 amino acids.